CAUAGCUGCACGGUAUAUACGAAUGUAUACAUAUAUAGCACUAUGAACAUAUUAAACAACCGCUUCGCGGUGGCUUGUUUUGAAAUAUAGGUUAUGCUUCGAAACGACUCUUAACAAUGAGUUCUAAUAAAAUAUCUUCCAAGUUUGGAAAAAAACCAGAUCCGUACCCGUUAGACAAAGUUCGCUGUCAAAAAUGUUUGGAAAUGGGUCAUUGGAGUUAUGAAUGCAAAGGAAAAAGAAAAUAUCUUCAUCGUACAUCCAGAACAACUCAACUUAAAAAAGUAAUGGAUUCAAAAGCAAUCAAUUCAGAGGAAAAUCAAAAUGGAAAUUCUGAUGAACCUGUUAGUAAGAAGUUUAAAACAGAUACUGAAUCCAAUUCAAGUAAUAGUGAUAGCAGCAGUGAUAGCAGUAACAGCGAUAGCAAUGAUAGCAGUUCUUCUGAUAGUGAAUCAGACUCAAGUGACAGCGUUUCUAGCAGCAGUUCCAGCAGUAGUAGUGAUUCUAGCAGUAGUAAAUCUAGUAGUAGCACCGAUGGUUCUAGAAAAAAAAACUCUAAUUCCCCAAAAAAAAAGAAAAAGCAAUGA
Phymastichus coffea is the source of this 584-nucleotide messenger RNA. Its product is annotated as zinc finger CCHC domain-containing protein 10. Bases 117 to 584 code for a protein of 155 amino acids. The record is from RefSeq and is a predicted model, not a curated record. The transcript is spliced from 3 exons. Gene Ontology annotation, molecular function: nucleic acid binding; zinc ion binding. NCBI's taxonomy places the organism in Eukaryota, Metazoa, Arthropoda, Insecta, Hymenoptera, Eulophidae.